Molecule: messenger RNA, 1731 nt
Organism: Saccostrea echinata
Lineage: Eukaryota; Metazoa; Mollusca; Bivalvia; Ostreida; Ostreidae
Product: G-protein coupled receptor 157-like
Exons: 3
Coding region: 172-1206 (344 amino acids)
Biological process (GO): cell surface receptor signaling pathway; adenylate cyclase-activating G protein-coupled receptor signaling pathway
Cellular component (GO): plasma membrane
Molecular function (GO): G protein-coupled receptor activity
Source: RefSeq, a predicted model, not a curated record
UAUGUCGGCAUUUCUUUCCAAAAAAAUCAUGCGGCUCGGUUUACAAAUUAUCUCCAUAAAUUACAAGUGCUUUGAGUGACAGGAGUAUAAACCCUUAAAGCGUCAGUGCGUGACUAAACUUACAUGUAACUGUCGUUUUUAAAUCGAAAGUACGUUUUACAUCUCGGAAGUAUGUCUGCAAACAACAGUUCCCAAUGGAGUAACGAGACGAACCCCGAUCCGGUCAGUCUCCCGGCUUCUGUCUUGGUCUGUACUAUUGUGAGUAGUUCCUUGUCCAUAUUCGGAGCAGUGGUCAUCUUUGUGACUUAUUGUAUAGUUACCGUGGCCAAAAACCAGACGCGGCGGCUCCUUGUGUAUCUUACAAUAGCUGACCUACUGACGGCCGUGGGGAAUCUCAUGGGGGCCGUCAGGUACACCUUAAGAGAUGAAUCGGAAUACAUCAACAAACGUGAUCAAAUGGCUGUGAACUGCACCCAUACGGACCAGAUCUGUGUCAUACAGAGUUCCAUCACUACUUUCUCGUCGCUGGCCUCUUUCUUCUGGACCAAUAUCAUUAUGGUUCAUAUUCUCAUGACUUUAAUUUCACAAAGAGAAUGGUCAAGAUUUUUCAUUAAAGUUAUAUAUCAUCUUGUGUCGUGGGGAGUACCAUUGGUUAUAACUUUCCUGGCUGCCUCUAUGCAGGCUCUGGGUGAAGACUUCUCCAUCAGCAGCGGACCGUGGUGUUGGAUCAAGGGAUGUCUAAAACCCGGAGAGGUCAUCUUCUGGAUGACAUUUACCGGAAAAGGCUGGGAAAUCCUCACUUACUUUCUCACCAUGGCUUUCUACAUCCUUAUGAAGUUCUACAUGAUUAAAAGGAAAAUGCGAUUCAAAGACCGCAGUCUAAACCAUUUACGAGAAGAGGACGAGCUCUACAUCAUGAUAUUCUUUGUCAUUGUCAUUCUCCGAGUGGUAGGAACUGCCCGUUAUUUCAUGGCCGUCACGAAGGCGAUUGACCAUGACUUGCUUCACAGCUUUGGUCAGACAGACAUGGUUCUUCUACACAUCCAGAGUGUUGGUGAUAGUGCGCAGGCCUUUUGUAACUGCAUCUUGUUCUGUAUUAGGGACACUGACGUCAGGCGGGAAUUAUGGAAGCGAAUCCGCGCCUGUUGUCAGUCACGUGAUGAAAGAAAACCUUUGAUUACCGAGAUUAAUACAGAAGUUAAUUAAAAUAUGAUAAUCUUUUAUAAGAGCUUACAGAAUUCAACGUGGGAAAAGCACACUCUGGAGAUAAUAAGAUUAUGUUCUCCCAAAGGUUCAGGUUUCAUUGUUUUUUUUUUUUUAACAGACAAGGUAAAUUAGUCCUGUAAGACCAAUGCGAGUAAAGCAUAGUCGGAAAAUGAACUCUGACGCAACCUUUCAAUACCCAGUGGAAGUUUACGUAACAUCUUUUGUUUAUUGUUGAUUUCAAUUAUGAUGGGAACAUUUAUUUUCAAUGGUUUAACAUGAUGUCACACCAUAGAGGCGUAAUUAUUCAAGAUUACGAUACUUUAUGUGAUCUAGCAGCCACAGGUAGGAGGGAACUAAUUUACAUGUAUUCGCGGACUCCGGACCGUGGCUUGAGACUGUGAUUCCAAACCGUACAUUUAACAUUUACAUAAGUACUAAACACAACGAAGUACGCUUUAUUUUAAAUGUAGAUUGCAGCUUUUUUUUCAGAGUUUGUUCAAAUAAAAAGCUGAACAUAAAAUUGUA